CUGCUGAGUGAAGCCCGUUAUUGUUACCACCAUCAGAAGAGAAAAGAACUCAGUCUUUUAAUGUUCAAAACACAUAAAUCCCACCACUAACCUAAUCCUAAUUUCCUUCACCACUAAAGCCUCCCACGAGACGCACUUCCGCCCGUUGUUGUUGGACCGAAUCUCUUCCUCCAAGAAGUCUUCAGAUUUCAUCAAGUUGGAGUAGCCGUCGAUGUCGCAGAGCCAGAAUCCAUCAACAUCGUCCUGCCGUGUCCACCCAUCAAGCAGCUGCAUCGUGAGAAGCAUCAGCAUCGAUAACCUUCCUCCCGCUGCUGUAUUAAGUGAUACUGUUGGUGGUACCAAGUUUAUUAAAAUGCUCAAGAUAGGUCGUUACACGAAGAAAUCAAAGUUAGACUCAGUAUGUCAGCAAACUCAAACAGGAUCUGCUGCAGCUUCAUCCGUGCCCCAAGUGGAUGGCCUAAUUCCCCCUUCUGGUGGUACUGGUGCUGCCCCGACCUCAUCUUUACACUCCUUUCAACCACCCGUACCGAAUCACCGCCUGCUCCACAGACUUGCACGAAUGGUGCUCAACACUCGGAACCGCCUGAUGAAGACUUAGACCCAGAGGCAGAUGACGUAGAUUCAUUUGAGCAACACGUUGACAACCUAUUUGCUGCAUCAGAGACUCUGAAGCGCAAGAGACGCAAGACUACCAAAUUUCGGGAUGUUAAAACAAUUGAGUCUGAUGGGACAAUCAAGCAACUUCAUUUAAAUGUAAGAGAGGCUAUGAAGCCACCUAAUGGUAGAAAGAUCGUACUCAGGUUCAACGAUAGACUGCAACCAGUUGGAAAUGAAGCUAGUAUACUAAGCGACGUUGUCAGAAUGCUAGGAUUUGACUUCACCAAAUUCCUAAUCUGUGAGAAGGACUGGAGAAAGGUUCGCUCUAGGGACAAGAUAUAUAAUGAAUGUGUAAAGGUAAAUCGUUAUAUUUUUGUACAGUCCCGGAAUCUUAAUUCGACUCCUACCAACAAUUUAAUUAUACUCUUGCUGGAAUUGUUCCAUUUUGAAGAAGAUAGUGGAGGAAUUAUGAAGUGUACAAUAUUAAAAAUGCUAGGAAGGACUUGGAAGGAGACGAGGAACCAUUUGUAUCAUUACUUUUACAAAUCAGAUCUGACUCUUGAACAAAAUAUUAAAGGCCGUCCACCGGGAAUUACUGCGGAUCAUUGGAGAUGGUUCCUUGAUUAUCGCAACAGUGAAGAAACAAAGGAGAAGUGUAGGAAAAAUACUGAGAAUCGAUCGAAGCAAUUAUACACUUAUACUGGCGGAUCGAAAAGUUUGGCAAGGCUCGGAGAAGAAGAGGCAAAAGAAAGAAUUACAGAGAUUGAGCAACAUGAUGAAUCAUCUAGACUGUUGUCUCAGAAUGAUUCACUUGCUCAAACUCUUGAAAAGGAGCACCCAGGUAGAGUGCAUGGCAUGGGAAUCGGACCGACUACUAGUCAAGUGUUCGGUACGAAUUCACCUCAGCCGAGCAUUGAAACUCAAAGGGAGGAGACUCAAAGGGUGUUGGUUGAAAUACAAGCAGAGCUGCCGGCUGAGAAAUUAAAAAGGAAGGCAAUAGAGGAUGAAGUAGCAGCCGAGAAGACCAAAAGGCAAGCAAUGGAGAGUUCUCCGAUGUGUCUAGUUCAAGGGCAAGGUGGGGAGCUACCACCAGACCUGGCUCCAUGGAUGAAUUCAUUGGAGGGACAUAGUAGAGAGUAGAACUAAAGAUUUGGAAUUUAUUCUUAAAGAUAAAUAUACACUUUUUUAUUGUUGAUUAUGCAACUCUUAGUAAGGAAUACACUUUAUUGAUAUUUGGAUUAAUGAAUAAUUUUAUUAGUUUUGCCAA
Messenger RNA from Arachis duranensis, 1864 nucleotides. RefSeq lists its product as uncharacterized. Lineage: Eukaryota; Viridiplantae; Streptophyta; Magnoliopsida; Fabales; Fabaceae. The record is from RefSeq and is a predicted model, not a curated record. Bases 400 to 1737 code for a protein of 445 amino acids. The transcript is spliced from 5 exons.